Etheostoma spectabile (orangethroat darter) is the source of this 1427-nucleotide messenger RNA. RefSeq names its product uromodulin-like. The record is from RefSeq and is a predicted model, not a curated record. Gene Ontology annotation, molecular function: serine-type endopeptidase activity. Gene Ontology annotation, biological process: zymogen activation. Gene Ontology annotation, cellular component: plasma membrane. Lineage: Eukaryota; Metazoa; Chordata; Actinopteri; Perciformes; Percidae.
UUCAACCAGAACCCAACAGCACAGUUUUACCAUCCAAACCUCGUCCACCACCUAAGAAACUUCACCACCGGUCAAGUGGAAACUACAAACCCAACUGCAGGCAACAGCAGAGCAGUUGAGGGGCAGGUCCAUCUGGCCAAUGGAGGAAACAGCUCCUGUUCUGGCAGAGUAGAGAUCUUCCUACGAGGACAGUGGGGGACGGUUUGUGACGAUUUCUGGGACCUGGUUGAUGCUCAGGUGGUGUGUAGACAGCUGGGCUGUGGCAGGGCCAUGUCAGCACCACACAGUGCACGCUUUGGACAGGGCAGUGGGCCCAUCUGGUUGGAUGAUGUCACAUGCACAGGCAGCGUCAAGUUCAGCGAGUGCAGACACAAUGGGGUUGGAUCCCACGACUGUAAUCACACUGAGGAUGCUGGUGUGGUCUGCGAAGCUGGUUCACCAGUGAGGCUGGUCAACUCUGACAACCGGUGCUCUGGCAGAGUGGAAGUCUACCAUGAUGGACAGAAUCUUCGGUUAUUGAAGAUUCUCAUGAUGAUCUUCUCUUAUUUUGGCGACCUUACAUCUUUUUCUUCAGUUCACCCACUACAGCCUUCUCAGUUUAUUUGUGACCGAGAUAAACUCCAAGUGGGCCUUGAUUUGGCUCGCCUUACAUCCUCUGGUUUGAACCCAUUCUCUGGCAAUCUGGCAUCCUACAACUGCUCCUGGGUCAGAGUGCAUGAUGGUUUAGUGUGGUAUGAAGUGGAAGCAACAGCAGGUGCCUGUGGAAACACAUUGAGGACCAACAGCACACAUGCCGUCUACUCCAAUAUUUUAUUCAUCUACCCAAUGAACAACACGUCCUUCAUCAGUCCUGUGAGUCUUCCCUUCUCCUGUUUGUACCCGCUGGACACAGACACCAGCCUCAAUGUGGCUAUCGGACCAUUUCUGGCGCUGGCAGGCGGCAUUUCAGGCUCAGGUACCAAAGCCAGAGCCUCCAUGUCUCUGUUCCGCACCUCACACUACACCGAGACUUAUCCAGCAGGCCGGGUCACCCUGCCAGUGGGCUCGCCAUUGUAUGUGGGCGUCUCUGUGGAGGAGAGAGAUUCAAGCUUUGCAGUUGUUCUGGAGGACUGCUACGCCACUCAAUCAUCAAACCCUGACGAUUCCAUCCAACACCCUCUCAUCCAGAACAAAUGUCCCACUGACCGCCAACAAGUGUCAGUGAUUGAGAGCGGCUCAUCCCUCCAUGCUCGUUUCUCUGCCCUGCUCCACAAUGAUUAUAGGGACGUUUACCUUCAUUGCAGCCUCAGCCUGUGCGAACGGACGAGCUUCUCUUGUGUUCCUCCUUGCACAAGUAGGACCUAUCGCUCUGUUUCCAACUCUGAUCGUCUGAGUACCCUCAGCAUUGGACCAAUCAUGUGGGACAAGUCACCUGAGUGAGCUGGUAA